Molecule: messenger RNA, 1110 nt
Organism: Umbelopsis ramanniana AG
Lineage: Eukaryota; Fungi; Mucoromycota; Umbelopsidomycetes; Umbelopsidales; Umbelopsidaceae
Exons: 3
Coding region: 393-947 (184 amino acids)
Source: RefSeq, a predicted model, not a curated record
GUAGUACAGAUACAUCAAUACAACAAGAUACAGGGAUAGUUAUCGAUGAAACGAAGGUGGCUUACAUGUUCAAAUAAUUCUGGCUUCUCUUGGAAUAAGAUCCAGAAAGUUUAUCCUUCAUCUUUUGUUGCAACGCAGUUAGCUUUGGUGCAGCCGCUGCUUUGCUGGUUGUUUCUGCUUUAGUUUCUACUUUAGGUGCAGCGGGUUUGACAUGCUCUUUCUAAAAUGUGAAGUUGCAUCAGUCUCCACUUUGUCAAACAGCCCUUCGUUAAUAAACAUGACAUACGCACCUUAGAUUCGACUUUACUUGCUUGACUGUUUUCGGUUUUGGACGACGAUGAUUUUGCUAGAGCCUGGUAGAAUGUUGCCUCAUUAGAGACGCCUUGAGGAAUAUGAGUUUUAAAAUCAUUACUUACCGCUUGCAAUUUUUUCUUUUGCUUAUCGUCAACCUUCUUAGUAGGCACCGCCGGUUUCGCUUUCGUUUGUCCGUUGAUUUCGGGAGUAACAUCGCUUACUAUAUCAUCAGCUUUAACUUCAGCUUUAACUUCAUCUUUGCCUUCAUCUUUAGCUUGCUGUCUUUGUUGGCGAGCCAGUCUUUUCCGUUGAGCUUUACUCAAGGUUGGACCGCUGUGUUCCUCUGUUGCAGUGUUGGCGUUGUUAGAAGUAGCUUGUACUUCAGUACUCUUUUGAGCAAUUGGUUCGCUGUUAUCUUUUACUUUUUUGUUGACUUGUUUUGCUGCUGGCUUUGCCGCCGGCUUUGGCUCUUCGAGAACCAUUACAGACUGGGGAACAUAGACAUCCUGUGGGUCAGCGGAAAGUACCGAGACGUAAUUGCUACGGUUGGUUCCUUGACCCACCGACAACUUGGAUUCGACUUCCAUAUGAUCCUUAGUCGACGUUUUUGUAUCAUUUCGAUGCACCGAUUCGCGUGCGUUUUUGGAAAAUGAUUUGUCAUUCGUUGCCCUUGCGUCGCUGUGAUCUUGCGUUUGCCUAUAUCCUGUUUACCAUUCUUGUUCGCAAUCGGUGUAGGUGUUGAAACCUGCUCUGCUUCUUCUGCUCGUACCUUUGGCUUGCGAGGAGCGGCUUGGCCAAGGGCUACUUCAACCAACU